AUGAGUCGACAGUUGUCUUGCUCCUCCCGCGGCGGCGGAGGGGGCCGGGGCUUCAGCAGUGGCUCGGUCCUGGUCUCCGGGGGCUCCCGGAGGGUCGCCUCCACCUCUUGCAUGAUGCGUCGCGGUGGGGGCGGCGGAGGUGGUGGUGGCUUCUGCAGCGGAGGGGCAGGAGGUGGCGGUGGCUUCGGCAGCCGGAGCCUCGUCAGCCUCGGCGGGAGCAAAAGCAUCUCCAUGAGCGUGGCCGGCUCGGGAGGGGGUGGAUUCGGACGAGGAGGUGGUGGUGGUGGUUUCGGUGGUGGUGGUGGUGGCUUCGGCGGCGGUGGUGGUGGUUUCGGUGGUGGUGGUGGUGGUUUCGGCGUCGGUGGUGGUGGUUUCGGCGGACUCGGUGGUGGUGGUUUCGGCGGACUCGGUGGUUUUGGUCGACCUGGAGGCCCCGUCUGCCCCCCUGGCGGCAUCCAGGAGGUGACCAUCAACCAGAGCCUGCUGCAGCCCCUGGACGUGAAGGUUGACCCCGAAAUCGGGAACGUGAGGACCCAGGAGCGCGAGCAGCUCAAGACCCUGAACAAUCAAUUCGCGUCCUUCAUCGAUAAGGUGCAGUUCUUGGAGCAGCAGAACAAGGUGUUGGAGACAAAAUGGGAGCUGCUGCAGCAGGUGAACACGACGAAGCGAACUAACAACCUGGAGCCCAUCUUUGAGGCCUACAUCAGCUCUCUCCGUCAGCACAAGGACUCGCUCUCUGGGGAGAAGACACGGCUGGAGUCGGAGCUGAGCAGCUUGCAGGAGCUCGUGGAGGACUUCAAAAAGAAGUAUGAGGAUGAGAUCAACAAGCGGGCAAACGCAGAGAACGAGUUCGUGACGAUCAAAAAGGACGUCGACAGCUCCUUCAUGGUCAAAGUAGACCUUCAGGCCAAAAUGGACGAUCUGACGAGGGAGAUCGAGUUUCUCCGUGUUCUGUACGACAUGGAGCUGUCCCAGAUGCACCAGAGCGUCAGUGACACCAACGUGGUCCUGUCCAUGGACAACAACCGAAGCCUGGACCUGGAAAGCAUCAUCUCCGAGGUCAAGGCCCAGUACGAGGAGAUCGCCAAGAGGAGCAAGAUGGAGGCCGAGACCCUGUACCAGAGCAAGUACCAGGAGCUCCAGGUCACCGCCGGGAGUCACGGGGACCGCCUGAAGCAAACCAAGAUGGAGAUCAGCGAGCUGAACCGCAUGAUCCAGAGGCUUCAGGGGGAGAUCGCUCAUGUGAAAAAGCAGUGUAAAUCCAUCAGCGACGCGGUGGCCGAGGCCGAGCAGCACGGAGAGAGGGCCCUCCAGGACGCCGCUCAAAAAAUGGCGGGGCUGGAGGCCGCCCUGCAGAAGGCUAAGGAGGAUCUGGCCCGGCUAAUGAAGGAUUACCAGGACCUGAUGAACGUCAAAUUAGCCCUGGAUGUGGAGAUCGCCACCUACCGGAAGCUGCUGGAGGGAGAGGAGUGCAGGAUGUCCGGGGACUAUCCCAGCCAAGUGACCGUAUCGGUGGUCAGCAGUAGCGUGUCCAUGACUUCGGGAGUCGGAUCUGGUUCUGGAGGCGGCGGUUUCGGCUCCGGUGGGGGAUUCAGCUCCGGAGGCGGAUCUGGAGGGGGAUACGGCUCCGGAGGCGGCUCAGGCUCUGGAGGGGGAUUUGGCUCCGGGGGAGGAGGCCGGGUGGGAAGCUCUGGAGGAGUCGGAGGCUCCAGCUCUGGGACAAAAGUAUCUGUCUCCAGACCCGGCCACUGA
This is a messenger RNA of Ornithorhynchus anatinus (platypus), 1752 nucleotides long. Its product is annotated as keratin, type II cytoskeletal 2 epidermal-like. Gene Ontology annotation, cellular component: keratin filament. Lineage: Eukaryota; Metazoa; Chordata; Mammalia; Monotremata; Ornithorhynchidae. The record is from RefSeq and is a predicted model, not a curated record. Gene Ontology annotation, biological process: intermediate filament organization; keratinization. Bases 1 to 1752 code for a protein of 583 amino acids. The transcript has 10 exons. Gene Ontology annotation, molecular function: structural constituent of skin epidermis.